ACGGCAUCUGGAAACGCUGUGCUAGCUGGGACACGCUUUUCUCAUCAACCCAAUGCGUCCUUGGACGAAAAUGGAUCGACGGUAGCUCCAGUCGCCGAGGCGGCUGUAAAUGCUGUGGUGCCCAUGUAAACAUUGCAUUCGACAGCUGACAUUGUCACGUGCAUUGCUCUAUUGUGAAAGGAGACAUCUGUCGAGCUAACCAAGCCAUAGCCGCUGCAAAUUCUGAGAUCUUGUUGUAGCGACGACUUCUCCAAGCUCGAUAUCCUUGGGGCCGUGGGAGUCGAGGCUCUCGGAAACCACGGCAAGCCUGCUGCCGUCAUGAAGGUGGAGCUGGGCAGCGCCGCAGACAUUCACUUUGCCGUGACCAGCCAUAACAUCGAAGCCAUCGUCAGGCACGUCUCUUUGGGAGGCGACGUCAACGCCAAGCUCCAGGGAGCGACGCCUCUGGGAGCAGCGUUGUGCAGGAAAGCGUGGGACACUGCACAGAUUCUGCUGUCCCUUGGAGCUGAUGUGAACCAGUUCAGUCGAGACAGUGUUGGCCGUGAGGAACCACCGCUGUGCAUUGUCUGCCGCCUGGGAAAUGUCGACAUAGCAAAGAUGCUCCUUCGAAACCCUAGCAUCCGCGUGUGCCGUAGGGACAUGUUUGGCAAGACACCUCUCUGGCUUGCCACCAAGCAUGGACGGCGCGACCUCGUGUACCUUCUCCUCGUCCACAACUCCAGCGUGCGUGGUGCCACAUGCUUCGCCGACUGCCCCAUAUGGCUGUGUGCCCGCUACGGUGCGCGACACACUAUCGCCGACAUGCUUCUUGCUGCCGGAGCACCUCACGGCUCCCGUGAUGGAGCAGGGAAGGACGAUGUGGCCUGGGCAAUGGAGCGUGGGGAUGUAAAGCUGCUGACUGUGUUUCGGCUCGCUGGUUUUGGUGCCGGUAAAGUGUCGCCACCGAGCCUGCAGUGGCUGGCUAGGCGGGCCUACUGGAUAGGCCAGGAGGGUAGGAGGGAACCAAAGGGUCGGGACCUUGAGGGCAUGCCCAGAAGAAUCAGAGAUUAUGUGAUGCUCAAGGACAUAUACACGCAAAGCAGUCAGCGCUGAUGUCGUGGGGCCAUUACCUGAUGAUUAUUUUUUCGAGGAAAUCUCUGCCCACACACCGUCUCAACAACUUCACAGUGCAGCAAAGGCUAGGGCUCUUGUCAGGACAAACGAUCGCCCUAUCACCUUUUUGUGUCUGUUGUCAUAACGCUGCAGUUAUUGCUUAAAGUAUGAACUGAUUAGCUCAAGAAGUGUUGCUAAGCAAUCCGUAGAAAGAGCUGGCUGUGUAGUCUGAGAAGGGAAGGAGGGCUUGCCCAUUGUGUACUGCUGAUCCUUGUGUUAAGCUUCCAUUCAGUUGGCAUCACGUGGAGGGCGAUCAGAGGAGGUUAUUCAAGGAGCCCCUCCAUCUGGUUCUUCCUUCUAAUUGGCUGGCAUGACCUGUAGCUUUCACUGCACUGCGUGGAGUUGGCGAGAGUAUAGAUAUUGCAUGCGUAGCCCUCAGAGUUGCGGGUCCCCGAGUUGCACAUGAUUCCGCUGCAGCAGUGUGUGGUGACCUGUGUUUGACACCCAGUGCUGGCACGUUUGGGCUGUGUGUACUGAACGUCUUAUUAGGCAUGAAAAGACAAAUACAGUUGGAAGGAAACCUGGGGCAAAGCUCCACAUUAGGAAAAAGACACCUGAUGAAACCAUAUCAGCGUAUAUAAAACAGAAGACAAGGCACCACGGGCACUCACAAUGUUCGGUCUUCUGUUCUUUGUGUCUGUUUUAUUUGCACUGAUACGGCUCAUCAGGUGUCAUGUCAUGAUAGGAGUCAUCAGGUGUCAUCGGGUGCAAUAGGUUCAAUUACUGUCACAAACAGCACAAAAUAUGACAGGUUUCACUGUAAACUGUUUGCUGAACUGAAACAUAGAUAGAGCUGUCAUUAAUAGAUACUGCCCAUUUUUGUCCAUGGAGAAAGCACUGCCUAGAUAUUGCAUACAUAGAGAGACUUCAGAUUUAUAAGGGACCCAGAAUUUAACUUUUUCAAUAUUUGGUUUUGUACACAGUUACUUAUCUCUGUGCUUGGCACAUAAAAGUGACCCAGUUAUAUACAGUCACGAAGCACUAGGCUUCAUGCAGGCCAGACAAGUGCAGGUCAAUUAAAACCAGUAAAGUGAAUCUGGUUGGCAGUAAUGUUUGUGCUGUAUGCUGAUAGCAAGUGAUACUACUAUACAAGCCUGUUCUGCAAAACCCAGAUGUCCUUUUGACGUCAGGUUCGUAUAACAUCAUACAUAAAGGAUAUGAGUCGUAGUUUUUCUGUCCACUAGCUUGAUUAAGAGAAAAGGUGAGGUUGCGUACUGGAACAGACAUGAAUGAUGAAGCACUUGCCAGCUGUUUGCCCAUUUUGCUGCAUGAUCAGUGUAUGCUAGUGCUGGUAUCAAACUAACUAGUGCUUGUGAAAAUUGUGGCUUAUGCUAUUGAUGCUAUGCAGAGUUCCCCCGCCUACCUCCAGAGACAUGGAAUAUCUGGUUUUUAUAAUACGAGUUUUUAUAACACAGUUUUUAUAAUCGCAUGUAACACAUGGUAUUGGAGCGUGACAUGGUCGUAACUGCUGGCCAUGUACUCACCUGUUGCUCACAGCAGCAUCUGAGCUCUGUUCAUUGGCAUAGAGGUCAGCUGGUGAUGUGAUGGUGCUUUUUUUUUUUCUUAAAGAAUGGCUAGUUGUGUAAUUCAAAGUGAGAACUGGAAUGGUAACCGAGUGAAAAUGAUCUAGAUCAGUGAACUGGAUCAGGACAGGAGUGACAUGUUCUUAUGUCAUCUGCUCUGUCGACUUAGGGUUGAGUGGUUUUAUGCUUGUGCCGCAUGCCUGGUGUAACAAAAUCGGUUAGCCACAGUACUCUGGAUAAUUAUACCUUGCAUUGCUAAAGGAAGCUUUAAAUAAUGGGAUGAUAAAGAGAGAUGUUAAGUGACCUUGCAAAUAUGGUUGAUGCUUCUGAAAUUUGUGAAUAGGUCAGCUUUUCUGCGAGCUUAGGAGUGAUAAGCCGAAAAGGGUGUAAGAACGAAAGAAGGUUGGUGGAAAUGUCACAUGGAAAUUCGUGUACCAGCUGCUUAUGAUACUGUGGGUUUUGGCAGCGUGUGCUCUGGGCUAGGUAAUUGGUUGGCAAAAAAAAAGAAAGUUGUGUUGCAUCUGAAAGCAAGCAGAAAUUCAACCUUGUAUGUGAAGAUAUUGUGGAAUCUGAAAUGUGCAGUUGGUUUCUUCAGUUCGGGCAGAAAAUUCGAACGAUGGAAAAUGGGCCUUCGUUUUGUCAGUUUAGUUAACAUUCAUACUUGCACUACCUGGAAAUUGUGAGUUUGCUUACAAAAGAAUAAUCUACCAAUCUAAGCUGAUUUGUUGUUUCUUGUUAGUUUUCCUUUUCAAGCAGGCCAGAUAUUUAAGUUAUGCUGUUGUUUUUCAAGAUGAUUAAGUGAACAAGUUAGAAUCGUGUGUGAAAUUCACAUGACAAUUGAUGUAUUGAAAAGGUAGCGUCAUAUGUCACAUACCGUGAUGAGCUUAAUUACAGUGCUGAAGUUUUGCUCAGCUUAGAACAAAGAGUAAAAAAUGCACUCCUAUGUAAGAAAAAUGAGAACACACUAAUCUGCGAACAGUAUAAGCAUUGUUUUUUUGACCAGACUUCGUCAACUUCAGCUGCAUGUCUCAAGUUGGCCAGAUUGCAUGGAUGUGCGUGGGUGAUGGCCUUGUUUAGGAGGUUUUAAAAUAUUGAGGUAUUUAGAUUUGCCAAAUGUUCUCUUCACACGGUGUUGCUGAAGCGUUAGUUAUUGUGCACGUGAAGUGUGAUAGUUUU
This is a messenger RNA of Dermacentor albipictus, 3851 nucleotides long. Its product is annotated as ankyrin repeat and death domain-containing protein 1A-like. The record is from RefSeq and is a predicted model, not a curated record. Lineage: Eukaryota; Metazoa; Arthropoda; Arachnida; Ixodida; Ixodidae. Gene Ontology annotation, molecular function: protein binding.